AUGUCUUUCCCAAAAUCGCUCCCGGACUGGAAUAACCUCAAAGUUAUCCAUAAAGGCACACUCCUACCAAGAGCUCAUUUUUAUUCCUAUGUCUCCGAGAAAGAGGCACUCACACUAAACCGCCAACAAAGCGAAUAUGUAUCUCUGAACGGCACCUGGAAGUUCCGCCAUGACGAAUCUCCCCUAGAAGCUCCGGAAUGGUCAUCUGUUGACCCCUUGGACUGGGAUGACAUCAAAGUUCCAGGAAUGUGGCAACUUCAGGGGUAUUCGCAUCCAACCUACACCAAUGUCAACUAUCCCUUUCACGUCAACCCCCCUCAUGUGCCUCUUCUAAACGAGACUGGAUCAUACUGGAGACAGUUCGUCACGCCGUCAGUGUGGGAGGGACAACAGAUCCGCAUUCGCUUCGAGGGUGUCGAUAGUGCUUUUCAUCUCUGGAUUAAUGGAGAGCAAGUUGGGUAUUCACAAGGCUCCCGGAAUCCUGCUGAGUUUGACAUUACCAGUUUCCUUCAACCUUCGGGAUCUGCGAAUACGAUUGCAGUACGUGUCUAUGAGUUUUGUGACGGCUCGUAUCUUGAACGUCAGGAUCAGUGGCUAGCUAGUGGCAUUUUUCGAGAUGUUGGCUUGCUUGCAUUUCCAUCAAACGCGGUAAUAGAUUUUAGUGCAGUUGCGACGCUGAGCGAGGACUUACUCUCUGGUGAGCUUGCCAUUAAUGUGAAGACACAGGGAGAAGAUGGUGUUUUGCAGACCAAGCUAUAUGGUGCGGAUGGCACGCUCCUGAACGACUCAACAUUCCACUCCACAGAGUCUCACAGAAUUCAAGUACUUGGAGAAGAUCUACAGCUAUGGUCAGCUGAGCACCCUAUCCUCUACACAUUGCUCUUAUCAUUCAAUGGCCGUACCAUUCCUCAGCGGAUCGGCUUUCGACGUAUUGAGCAAAAAGACUCUAACUUUCUUGUUAACGGGAAGCGUAUCAUCUUGUAUGGAAUGAAUCGCCAUGAACACCACCACCUUUAUGGUCGUGCUGUCUCUUAUGAGAGCAUGCGUGCAGAUCUGGUGCUUAUGAAGAAGCACAACAUCAAUGCUUUGAGGUGUGCUCACCAGCCGAACGAUCCCCGACUCUAUGAAGUCUGUGACGAGUUGGGCUUGUAUGUGAUUGCCGAGGCGGAUCUCGAGACACAUGGGUUUGAUCCGGUUGAAAGAUCUAAUAUACAGAAUCAACACCUUAUGAGCGAGUAUGAAAUUCAAGAAACAUCGUACAAGAUGGCUAAAAAGUGGACUUCAGACAAUCCAGAGUGGAAAGAAGCCUACCUUGACCGUGCUGUGGAGCUCGUUCAGAGAUUCAAAAAUUUCACUUGUAUCAUCUUCUGGUCUCUUGGAAACGAGGCUUUUUAUGGCCAAAAUCACGCUGUCAUGUAUAAGUGGAUCAAAGAAACUGAUCCGACCCGCCUUGUCCAUUACGAGGGAGACAGAGACGCUCUCACAGCUGAUUUGUACUCCAGCAUGUACUGGGGUAUAGACGCUCUGAAAGCCCAUAUUAAAGAGAAAACUGACAAGCCUUUGAUUCAGUGCGAGUACGGCCACGCUAUGGGUAAUGGGCCAGGCGGAUUGAGAGAAUACAUCGAGGCUUACCGUACCGAGAAACUACUACAAGGAGGUUUCAUCUGGGAGUGGUGUAACCAUGGACUUCUCAAAAGAGACGGUGAUACGACUUAUUAUGCAUAUGGUGGUGAUUUUGGAGAUCAGCCCAAUGAUGCAGACUUCAUUCUUGAUGGAAUGGUAUUUUCUGACCAUACCCCAACUCCUGGUCUACUUGAAUACAAGAAAGUCAUUGAGCCCGUCACAGUGCAGCUUUGGGGAAAUCAACUGGAGGUUAAAAACCACUACGAUUUCAGUACCCUCGACCACCUAACGGUUUCAUGGCACCUUGUAAAAGAGACAGGAAACACAGAGCCGAACUUAUGGCAGCUACCGGAAAUCAAACCAGGGGAUUCCCAGCUGGUUGACCUCCCCAACGGCGUAAAGAUGACCACUGAGCCAACUUGGUUUACCUUGAACUUUUGUCUCAAGAAUGCCACAGCCUGGGCACCAAAGGGCCAUGAGAUUGCCUGGGCACAAAUCCCGUUGUUUCAGGAGCAGUUUCUCUCAAUACCUUCGAUUCCCGUCUCACCAAGGUCCGUCCUGUCCAUAUGCGAGAGAGCAGGUAAACUGCAUAUAGCCUCGAAUACCUUUGGCUCACGCUUCACUUACGACCUGAUUAGGGGUAGCCUGUCUUGGUCCAGUGACAUGAGUAAAAUCUUCAAUAGCGGGCCGCAGUUAGGGAUAUACCGAGCGUUGACGCAGAAUGACCUUGGACUAGAAGGCCCACAUGUCGAAUGGAGUCGCUUUCGUGUGGAAAGUGCUCGUAUGCUCAUUCAGUCCGUGACAUGGCGUUGCAAUGAGGACGGAACUGUAAAUAUCGACACUAAUGUCCGAGUUGCGCCUACGGUUCUUGAGUGGGCACUUGAAGCUACUCUAAGUUAUACAAUUACCGAAUCAUCUAUCAAGAUCCAUGUGAAGGGCGAUUUUACCGGAACUUACCCGAAAUACAUCCCGAGACUCGGUCUUACUAUCCGUCUGCCUCGACGCUACGAUGCUUCAACAUGGUUUGGCCGGGGCCCAGGAGAGUCAUAUCGUGACAAAAAGUCUGCCGCUCGCUUUGGGACGUACACAGCUAGCCUAUGUGAUGGUCUUCAAACGCCAUACGAGUGGCCUCAGGAAAACGGUAACCGAACUGAUACACUCUGGGCUCGUAUCCAUUCCUCACCUUUAGAUACCUCAUAUGCUACCUCCGCUGGGGCACUUGCGCCGUUACCAGGGAUCGAGGUGGGAAUGAACACUCCAUUUAAUUUCUCCCUCCGCCAGCAUUCCAUUACUGAGCUUGACCGCGCAAAACAUCCACAUGAGCUUUCAGAUUUGGUUGAUGAAACUGAGCUUAAUGUCGAUUUUGCCCAUCAUGGAAUUGGCACGGCUAGUUGCGGUCCGGGGCCUUUUGACGGCCAUAGAUUAGAGGCUGGACCCUUUGACUUCAACGUAAUGUUUCGUUUGGGUGAUGGAAUAUAA
Molecule: messenger RNA, 3102 nt
Organism: Talaromyces stipitatus ATCC 10500
Lineage: Eukaryota; Fungi; Ascomycota; Eurotiomycetes; Eurotiales; Trichocomaceae
Product: beta-galactosidase, putative
Exons: 2
Coding region: 1-3102 (1033 amino acids)
Biological process (GO): lactose catabolic process
Cellular component (GO): beta-galactosidase complex
Molecular function (GO): carbohydrate binding; beta-galactosidase activity
Source: RefSeq, a predicted model, not a curated record